GAAGCGUGAUGCACUGUGCUGUGGCAGAAGAAAAGGAGGCUGGAGGCUUGAGGUUUGAUUCAGAUCUUUGUCUGAGUUGGAAAGUGCUGUCUAAUGAAAGCUAGUAUCUGUUCAGUUUGGGGGGAGCUGCCAUCCGAAAGCAUCGGGCUCUGUCUGUGUGACAUAGGUAAUGAACGACGAGAUAGCACCGGACAGCUGGAAGAGAAACUCCGGGUGCUCCAGUAUUGAGCAAAUGCUGGCAGUGAAUCCGGGGAAGACGCCCAUCAGUCUGCUGCAGGAGUAUGGAACGCGGAUAGGCAAGACCCCAGUGUACGACCUGCUAAAGGCCGAGGGACAGGCCCACCAGCCCAACUUCACAUUCCGAGUGUCUGUGGGAGAAAUCAGCUGCACUGGUCAAGGGCCCAGCAAGAAGGCAGCCAAGCACAAAGCAGCCGAGGCUGCUCUGAAGAUGCUCAAAGGAGGUCUCGGUGGUCCCUUCGGAGUUAGCACCGACGUAGACGGAUUGAUUGGCGUGGAUGUGGCAGUGGAUGGAGACAGCUCUCCCUCUGACAUGAAGACAUCAAGUAAUUCUCAGCAGUCUGAAUGUAAUCCAGUAGGAGCGCUACAGGAGCUGGUAGUACAGAAAGGAUGGCGCUUGCCAGAGUAUACAGUCACCCAGGAAUCUGGCCCUGCGCAUCGCAAAGAGUUCACUAUGACAUGCAGAGUUGAGAGAUUCAUGGAAAUAGGCAGUGGUACAUCCAAAAAGCUAGCCAAGAGAAAUGCAGCAGCAAAGAUGUUGUCAAGAAUUCAUGAUGUCCCAGUUGACUUGAGAAGCAGCAAUGAAGCAGACGCAGAGGAUGACACUUUCACAUUGCAUAUGGGGAGUAGAGCUGAUUCAGGUAAGAGUAAGAGUUUCAGCUGCACUUGGGACUCUCUGCGCAACUCUGCUGGAGAGAAGAUCCUGCAGCUGCGCAGCCAUCCCCUGGGCAUUCCCUCAGACUCCAACUUCUGCUCCCUACUCACUGACCUGUCCACGGAGCAGCGCUUUGAUGUUAGUUACCUCGAUCUAGAAGAGCGAAGUCUGAGUGGCCUCUGUCAGUGUCUGGUAGAGCUGUCUACCCAGCCAAUCACAGUGUGUCAUGGCUUUGCCCCAAGUGUGGAUGAUGCUCGAGCUAAUGCAGCCUACAAUGCUCUUCAGUACCUCAAAAUUAUGGCUGGUGGAAAGUGAGUGCUGAAUACACUACAUUUCCAUGGAAGUCUAUUUCUUAUGGACCCCUGGGCAUCAAAGUGCUUGCACAUUUUUUAUGAAAAGGAUUUGAAAUACCUCAGUUUUAUAUUCGGAUGGAUUGUGUAUCUAUUGAAAAUUAGGUCUUGGGACCCUCUUAUCUUGUUGCCAAAACAAAAACGUUGCUUUUUAUUAUGAUUUUUUUAAGCAUCAGCACAUUAUUCGCAAAGUAAAAAGUUGCUGUUUCUAUUGGUUCCUCAUUAUAAUCGAAAACAUAGCCAAUGAACUCAAACUCAUCAGGACUCUCCAGAAGUGAUGCUGAAUAUUGGAAACAAUUUGGACAUCGCCCAUGAGCCAGAGGAAUUUACACUGUUGUAUUGUUUGAAAUUUUUAAAUUUGUGUUUGCCCAACUAUAAACGCACUGUGACUUCAGAUAACUUAUGUAGUGGAUGGAUGAUAUUUCAACAAAUAACAAUGUAUUAUCUUAUGAUUUCUGUCAUUUUAGUGUGAACAAAUUAAAGGACUUAUUUUACAAUACC
This is a messenger RNA of Periophthalmus magnuspinnatus, 1743 nucleotides long. RefSeq names its product TAR (HIV) RNA binding protein 2 (gene tarbp2). The record is from RefSeq and is a predicted model, not a curated record. Gene Ontology annotation, cellular component: RISC-loading complex. Gene Ontology annotation, biological process: regulation of viral transcription; regulation of siRNA processing; regulation of miRNA processing. The transcript has 7 exons. Lineage: Eukaryota; Metazoa; Chordata; Actinopteri; Gobiiformes; Gobiidae. Bases 170 to 1207 code for a protein of 345 amino acids. Gene Ontology annotation, molecular function: siRNA binding; double-stranded RNA binding; pre-miRNA binding.